UCAUAAAUGGCGCCCACCAUUUUAGCCUGUGCACGCUCCCUGGAAGCGCACGGCACCGCGAUUCGGAGCGGGUUGAUGUUCAUAAACGGCGCCCGCCAUUUCGGACUGUGCGCGCUCCCUAGACUGUGCGCGAUCUGGUGCCCACUGUGACCUUUGUGUGAGGGCUAAUCAGUGAUCACAUGAAGAGUAGUAAGCAAGAUGUCACUUCUGACAUCAUUGCUUACUACGUGUGAAAUCUGUGAACGAUCACAGAAAUCACAUGGUACAGGGCUAUUCACAACAGCCUUGUACCAUGUGACAAGCUGUGACCAAUCACAGCUCUC
Molecule: messenger RNA, 323 nt
Organism: Staurois parvus
Lineage: Eukaryota; Metazoa; Chordata; Amphibia; Anura; Ranidae
Source: the annotation of a GenBank genome assembly